AUUGGGUCCUUUCUUGCUGCCUUCGUGAGCGGGAGGCUGUCCUUACCGGCUCCGGGCCGAGACGGCCGAGGUUCCGCCUGUUCACCGAUACAUGAUUUUCUGCUGUUUCUUGGCAAAAAUGGCAACCAGUGAUGCCGUUCUCAAGAGACUGGAACAGAAGGGUGCCGAGGCAGAUCAAAUUAUUGAAUAUCUUAAGCAGCAAGUUGCUCUUCUUAAGGAGAAAGCAAUUUUGCAGGCAACUUUGAGAGAAGAGAAGAAACUUCGAGUUGAAAAUGCUAAAUUGAAGAAAGAAAUUGAAGAAUUGAAACAAGAGCUAAUUAAGGCAGAAAUUCAAAAUGGAGUAAAACAGAUACCAUUCCCAUCUGGUAUUCCACUGCAAGCUGAUUCUGCGGUUUCUGAAAAUGUGAUACAGUCUAUACCAAUAAUAGCCAUAUCUUCUGGUGCCAAAGAGCAGAUAAAAGGAGGAGGAGGAGAAGAAGAAAAGAUGAAAGAGAAAAUUGAAAAGAAAGGAGAGAAAAAGGAGAAAAAACAACAACCAGCAGGAGGAAGUGCUGACUCUAAGCCUAUUGAUGUAUCCCGUCUGGAUCUUCGAAUUGGUUGUAUCAUCACUGCCAGAAAACACCCUGAUGCAGAUUCUUUGUAUGUAGAAGAGGUAGAUGUUGGAGAAACAGCCUUAAGAACAGUUGUCAGUGGCCUGGUGAAUCAUGUUCCUCUUGAACAGAUGCAAAAUCGGAUGGUGAUUUUACUUUGUAACCUGAAACCUGCAAAGAUGAGGGGAGUAGUAUCUCAGGCAAUGGUGAUGUGUGCUAGUUCACCAGACAAAGUUGAAAUCUUGGCACCUCCUAAUGGGUCUGUUCCUGGAGACAGAAUUACCUUUGAUGCUUUCCCUGGAGAGCCUGACAAGGAGCUGAAUCCUAAGAAGAAGAUUUGGGAGCAGAUCCAGCCUGAUCUUUACACUAAUGAUGAGUGUGUGGCUACAUACAAAGGAGCUCGCUUUGAGGUGAAAGGGAAGGGAGUCUGUAGGGCUCAAACUAUGGCCAACAGUGGAAUAAAAUAAAAUAAAACACUUCAGUUACUGAAAUACAUUAGAGAAAACUUAACAAUAAAAAGAAAUAUAUUUGUCA
Molecule: messenger RNA, 1124 nt
Organism: Lagenorhynchus albirostris (white-beaked dolphin)
Lineage: Eukaryota; Metazoa; Chordata; Mammalia; Artiodactyla; Delphinidae
Gene: AIMP1
Product: aminoacyl tRNA synthetase complex interacting multifunctional protein 1
Exons: 7
Coding region: 92-1057 (321 amino acids)
Molecular function (GO): tRNA binding
Source: RefSeq, a predicted model, not a curated record